AUGGAUGGAGUCGGAAAUCUCGAGGGCUGGCGGUGGAUCUUCCUUCUUGAGGGUAUCUCCACUGUUAUUGCGGGAGUCGUGUGCUUCUUCUGUCUCAUUGACAACGCCGAGACCUCCAUAUGGCUCGAAGCUGACGAGAAACGGUUCCUAUCCCUGCGAAGAACCACCUUCAUGGGCGGCCAGAGUGCCAAGCAUGCCGAAACCAUGAUCCUGAAAUUGGUUCUCUGUGACUGGCAGGUCUAUCUCCAGUCCAUCAUCUACAUCUCUGCCACGAUGCCCAACUACGGCCUCAAGUUCACAAUGCCUCAGAUCACCAAAUACAUGGGAUACACUUCCGCCAACGCACAGCUACUCACCAUCCCGCCCUAUUGUGUUGGUGCGAUCAGCGCCUUCUUGUCGGCUGUUUUCGCAGACAGGCUGAAGUGGAGGAUGCCCUUUAUCGUUGGAGCCCAAACAAUUGUGCUCAUCGCAUUUUCUAUUCUCUUUGCAAAAGCCUCAGAUAUCAAGGACAACAUAAGCUUAUGUUACUUCGGCGUUGUCCUCGCUUACGUCGACCUGUAUCCCAUCACACCAGGAGCCAAUGCUUAG
Molecule: messenger RNA, 588 nt
Organism: Fusarium falciforme
Lineage: Eukaryota; Fungi; Ascomycota; Sordariomycetes; Hypocreales; Nectriaceae
Product: MFS domain-containing protein
Exons: 2
Coding region: 1-588 (195 amino acids)
Biological process (GO): transmembrane transport
Cellular component (GO): membrane
Molecular function (GO): transmembrane transporter activity
Source: RefSeq, a predicted model, not a curated record